UGUACGCACUUAAAGAUUAAAUACACUUUGCUGUGUAAGUCAUCCCGCUAAUCCAAGAUGGCGGAAGGUCAGGAGCCUCCGAAGAAAAUUAAUCUAACUGUUAAAACACCGAAAGACAAACAAACAGUGGAAGUGGACUCUGAUGCAUCAAUAAAGGACUUUAAGGUGGUCGUAGCUAAGAAGUUCAAUGCCGAGCCUGAACAGCUUUGUUUAAUAUUCGCUGGUAAGAUAAUGAAAGAUCAUGAAACACUUAAGACACACAACAUCAAAGAUGGGUUAACGGUGCACCUCGUGAUUAAAACUACUACACGCAACGCAAGUGAACAACCAGGAACCACACCUACACCGCCGAGAACAACAGCUGCUGAUGUUAGUGCAACACCCUUUGGUUUGGGUACCUUGGGUGGCCUGGCAGGACUAGAGAGCUUAGGAAUGGGCUCAGCCAAUUUCAUGGAACUGCAGCAGAGAAUGCAACGUGAAUUACUUGGAAAUCCUGACAUGAUGCGACAAAUUCUUGAUAAUCCUCUUGUACAGAGGCUCAUGAAUGAUCCUGAGAACAUGCGAGCACUUAUUACAUCAAACCCUCAGAUGCAAGAACUCAUGGAGAGAAAUCCCGAAAUUAGCCACAUGUUGAAUAAUCCUGAUUUGCUUCGCCAGACAAUGGAGUUAGCGAGAAAUCCAUCCAUGCUUCAGGAACUAAUGCGAAAUCAUGACCGUGCUAUAUCUAAUCUUGAAUCAAUCCCAGGUGGUUAUAAUGCCCUGCAGCGGAUGUAUCGUGACAUUCAAGAGCCAAUGUUGACUGCAGCAACAGAGCAAUUUGUUCGAAAUCCAUAUUCAACAACAGGCAGUAGCAGUAACAAUAGUGAUGGAAACAACCCACAGCAAGGUCAGGAGAAUCGAGACCCGUUGCCAAAUCCAUGGUCACCACCUAGCAGUGAAACGGGAACCACAGGAACUAGAACAGGAACUACUGGGACCACAGCAGGAGGAAAUGGAAACAGACCAGCCGCAGGAGCUGAUUCUGGUCCGGCUACUCUCCUAGGCACCCCAGCAAUGCAAAGCGUCAUGCAGCAGAUGGUGGACAACCCUCAGCUUAUACAGAGUAUGCUGUCUGCACCUUAUACCCAAUCAAUGUUGCAAUCUUUUGCUGCUGACCCAAGUACUGCUGCUGCAAUCAUUAACACAAACCCAUUGUUUGCUGAAAAUCCUGCACUACAGGACCAGAUACGGCGGAUGCUACCAAACUUUCUACAGCAGUUGCAAAAUCCUGAAAUCCAUAAUCUGAUGUCAAAUCCCCAGGCAUUAAAUGCAUUGCUUCAAAUACAGCAGGGAGUAGAACAGUUACGUAAUAUUGCGCCUGGUUUUGUUAACAGUAUGGGCAUGACUGCACCUGCAACAUUGGGAGGUACUACUGCUGCCACGACGACUUCUUCUAGUGCUACUACCAGUUCACCUGCAGCAGCAACAAACACUUCAUCAGCAACAACUGCUACAUCAACACCUACAAGCACCACGACCACUACCAGCUCCAUUGCAGGAGAUACUCAGGGAGCAAACCAACAGGAUGUCUUCUCGCAGUUCAUGGCUAGAAUGUUGUCCAGCAUGUCUACACAGUCUGGAGUCGGUAACCAGCCACCGGAAGAAAGAUAUAGGGCACAGCUGGAGCAGUUGGCAGCCAUGGGAUUUGUCAAUAGGGAAGCUAAUCUCCAAGCUCUUAUUGCAACAUUUGGGGACAUAAAUGCUGCAGUUGAGAGGCUACUGCAAAGUCGUCAGAUGUCACAAAGCUAACAAUACUACAGAGGUAAUUCCAUAUUCCCUGAGUAGUACUUGCCCAGGUUUGUUUGGGUUUCCACUGUGGGGCUACUACAUUAAGAGAGAUAUUUUCAAGAGGACAGCGAAAUAAUUAAGAUAUUUGGACAGCGCAGCAUUGAAACUUGUGGAUACUAUUCACUAUUGACACAAAAAUUUGUCAUAAUUUGAACUUUACAGGAAUAAUAAUGAUGAUAAUAAAAAAAAGGAAACCAAGAAACCAGAUCACCCAACACUUAAAUUUUAGAAGUUCAUAUAAGCAUGCAACAAUAUGGCAUACUAUAGCUUCUUAAGAUUGUGUGUGUGCAUCUGUGUAUUUAUAUAAAUAAUAUAU
Messenger RNA from Schistocerca americana (American grasshopper), 2143 nucleotides. RefSeq names its product ubiquilin-1 (gene Ubqn). Gene Ontology annotation, biological process: ubiquitin-dependent protein catabolic process. Gene Ontology annotation, cellular component: cytosol. The transcript is spliced from 10 exons. Bases 58 to 1788 code for a protein of 576 amino acids. Lineage: Eukaryota; Metazoa; Arthropoda; Insecta; Orthoptera; Acrididae. Gene Ontology annotation, molecular function: polyubiquitin modification-dependent protein binding. The record is from RefSeq and is a predicted model, not a curated record.